GAAGGUGAUCAAUCUCCAUCCGUCUACAUUAGCAAUCACCUUUUACACCGACGAGCCUCCGAAAGCUUAAAACGAGUAUAUCUGGGGUUUUUUUUAAUAAUAAUAAUAAAAUUAAUAACAAUAAAAAGCUGCGUCGAAAACACAACGCUGAGAAUUUGAGAUUUAACCAUUUAAAGCAGAAAAACACCCACACAGAGAUUUAGGAGUUUAAACUCAUUUAUUUGGGGUUUGUUUGUUGUUGAUUUUUUUUUCUUCUUCUGUUCGCUUUCUUGAUCUCUUCUAUUGGUUGGAUAUUUUUUUUAUUGCUGCUGUGUCAAGAAUUUGAGAAAACACACACGACCGGGAUAUUUUAAAGAGGAUCUGUAUUUUUUGGAGGCUUCAGCGUUCAGGCAAGCUGCAUUACCGGGGCGAAUCGCGCGCGAUCUGGGCCGAACCGGGGCGACCCGCGCCUGCCUCUAGCAUGAUGUCAUACCUCAAACAGCCCCCUUAUGCCAUGAACGGCCUGGGGCUGAGCGGAGCCGCCAUGGACCUGCUGCAUCCCUCCGUCGGCUAUCCAGCAACACCGCGGAAGCAGCGGAGAGAGAGAACCACCUUUACGCGCUCACAGCUCGAUGUUCUUGAAGCUCUUUUUGCCAAAACGCGUUACCCGGAUAUAUUCAUGCGCGAGGAAGUGGCCCUAAAAAUCAAUUUACCUGAAUCCAGAGUGCAGGUGUGGUUUAAGAACCGUCGGGCAAAGUGUCGUCAACAGCAGCAGAGUGGCAACAGCAACACAAAAGCUCGGCCAGUCAAGAAAAAAUCGUCUCCCACUAGAGAAAGCACAGGCUCUGAGAGCAGUGGCCAGUUCACACCACCGGCUGUCUCCAGCGCCGGCUCUGCUUCCUCUUCCACCUCCUCCUCUUCCUCCUCCUUGACCAACAACAGCAUGUCUACCUCAAUUGGCACCGUCUCAUCCAUCUGGAGCCCAGCCAUGUCUCCAGGUUCGGCGCCUCCUCCCUCCUCGUCUCUCUCUGAGCCUGUUCCGCCCUCCAGCGCCUCUUGCAUGCAGCGCUCCAUCUCUGGUUCUGCCUCUUCUGCCACCUCUUCCUCUUACCCUAUGUCCUACAAUCAAACAGCCACAUAUGGCCAAAGCUACCCCACACCAUCCGGAUCCUACUUCAGUGGCGUGGACUGCAGCUCCUACCUGACACCCAUGCACUCGCACCAUCACCCGCACCAACUGAGCCCCAUGACACCAUCUUCUAUGUCUACACACCCCCACCACCACAUCAGCCAAUCUUCAGGUCACCACCAUCACCACCACCAUCACCAGGCAUACAGCGGUGCCGGCCUGACCUUUAACACCUCUGACUGCCUGGAUUACAAGGACCAAGCGGCAUCCUCCUGGAAGCUCAACUUCAACACGGCGGACUGUUUGGACUACAAAGACCAGGCAUCCUGGAGGUUCCAAGUCUUGUGAUCUGGUGGUGGUUAUUGUAUUUUAUUUUUUUAUUAUUUUCUCCCCCUCACUUUUUUUCCCACCCUUCAGUCACUCGAUCACAUACUUCACUCUCACGGUUUUUAAUAGUGUGCUGAGUUUCUAUAUAUAAAUAUAUUAAAACAAAAAAAGUUAUACGGACUUAGAGUUAACAAAAUAGAUGUUCAGCAUCAUAUUCUAAAAAGAGGAGCCCUGUGUUUGGAGAAGAAAGAGAAUCAUGCAACCCUGUGGAAGAGCUUUUCUGUGCAUCAAAACGAUUACAGUCGGUUUUAAGCAACCCGACUUUCAUCUUUUCACCCCAUUGCCCUCUUCAGCUCUGGAGUAAAAUAAACAUUGCGCAAGACUGUGAACUCUGUACAGAUUUUUUUUUUCUUAAAUCGGUUAUUUUUAGUCUGCGAGAGAUUUUUGUGUUUUUAAUCAGCUUGAGCCGAGCUGCAUCUUGUAUAUAGGUUUAUGGGUCCGUUCCAGUGACCACAUUUUAGCUGGCGUUGACGGAAUUUAAGAUUGUUAAUACUUUUAUGUUAAAUCUUUGGGUUAUUUUGUUUUGUUUGUUUUUUCCCCCCUGAAAUUUCCCCAGAUGAAGUGAAGAACAGCGCGCUGCUUAUUUCGGUUUGGUUCUCCUGGAGUUCUGUAUUGGAGGCGUGAUCCCUACAUGUCUAAGGGAGAAAUAAAGUGUAAAGGAAUAAUAAAAAAAAAAGUACAAGACACAUUUAGAGUAGGUGAAUUUUGGGGAUUUGUCUUUUCGGUUAAUCGGAUUUUUUUUACGUACAAAAUUUCAUUCGGAAGCAGAAACUGGAUCAUUUUGAGGAGGUUUUUCUUCAUCGGGCAGCAGCACGGACGUCGGACACAUUUUCUUAGCACUUGACGGACUUUUCCCCACUUUUGGAGAGAAAAUGUGGACUUUAAAGGAACAUUUUUUUCCAAAAUGCCAGUGAGAUGUUGAAUGUAUUUCAGGCGCAGGCCAUUUACAUUCCUGUCCGUAAUAAUAAUUAAAAUAAUAAAGAACAGUUAACUACCAA
Tachysurus fulvidraco (yellow catfish) is the source of this 2493-nucleotide messenger RNA. It is a transcript of the gene otx1, whose product is annotated as orthodenticle homeobox 1. The transcript has 4 exons. The coding region runs from base 461 to 1456 and encodes 331 amino acids. Gene Ontology annotation, biological process: multicellular organism development; regulation of transcription by RNA polymerase II. NCBI's taxonomy places the organism in Eukaryota, Metazoa, Chordata, Actinopteri, Siluriformes, Bagridae. The record is from RefSeq and is a predicted model, not a curated record. Gene Ontology annotation, cellular component: nucleus. Gene Ontology annotation, molecular function: DNA-binding transcription factor activity, RNA polymerase II-specific; RNA polymerase II cis-regulatory region sequence-specific DNA binding.